Vigna radiata var. radiata (mung bean) is the source of this 2610-nucleotide messenger RNA. Its product is annotated as receptor-like serine/threonine-protein kinase ALE2. The record is from RefSeq and is a predicted model, not a curated record. The transcript has 9 exons. Lineage: Eukaryota; Viridiplantae; Streptophyta; Magnoliopsida; Fabales; Fabaceae. Gene Ontology annotation, molecular function: protein kinase activity; ATP binding. Gene Ontology annotation, biological process: protein phosphorylation. The coding region runs from base 104 to 2296 and encodes 730 amino acids.
CGUAGUAGCUUCUCUCUUACUGUGCUUCAGCGUAUAUGCUGCUGCUGCUGGUGCUAACUCCAAACAAAUACACACUUCAAUUUGUCGGUGAAAGAUCUUCAGAAUGGGAUUGCAGCUCAUUUUCCUGCUAAUUAAGCUACAUUUUGUUACAUGUACACCCCAUCUUCAUGAAUAUGCUGCAAGCUAUUUGCACCAUUCGAGAAUCCGAAGCCCUUCAAGCAUUGCAUUCCCACCCUCAGAGUCACCUACUAGAGUUCCUGCUAGUUCUACACUUCCACCUUCCAAGGCAUUCCCCAAAAGGAAAUGGACGCACAGUUCUAUGGACUCUCCAAUUCCACACCACAAGCAUCACCACCAUUCCAGAAGAUAUUUCAGCAACCAAGCUCCUGGACCAACCUUUUCAAUUAACCCCCAUACUCAUCAAGGUCCUCCUCCUGUCUUCAAAUCACAACAUUCAUUCUCUUCACCUGUAAAUGCACCCGCACAAGCUCCUGCACCAGCACCAAUACUUCCAUCACAGCACUUGAAUGUACCCUAUACUUCACCCAGAAUUUCACCUCUAGGUUCAUCAGUGAAGAAAACAAGAACUCCACCAGCAGCAUAUGCUUUGGUUCUACCAUCUCCACCGCCUAACAAAGAUUGUAUGUCACUGACAUGCUCUGAGCCCUUGACAUAUACACUUCCUGGAUCACCUUGUGGUUGUGUUUGGCCACUCCAAGUUAAACUUCGCGUCAGCAUUGCAAUAUACAAAUUUUUUCCUUCGGUUUCAAAGCUGGCCAAAGAAAUUGCAGCUAGUGUUUUGCUGAACCGUAAUCAAGUACGUAUUGUGGGAGCCGAUGCGACUACUCAGCAGCUCGAGAAAACCACUGUUCUCAUAAACUUGGUACCCCAAGGAGUGAAAUUUGAUGAUACAACAGCUCUUUUAAUAUAUAAGAAAUUCUGGCAGAGAGAGAUUCUCAGUGAUUCUUCUACCUUCGGUUCCUAUGAAGUGCUCUAUGUUCAUUAUCCAGGUCUUCCACCAUCUCCACCUUCAAAUGUUUACGGUAUAGAUGUUGAACCAUACCCUAGUCACGACAACAAUGUAACAAUAAUAAAACCUUUAGGAGUAAACGUUUCAAGGAAGCAAAAAGAAGGGAGUGGUGGAAGAAUGCUUAUUAUGAUCAUCCUUUCAUCUUUGACCGCCUUCGUUCUAUUCAUUGGACUUGCAUGGCUUUUUCUCUUGAAAUGUGGUUCCAGCACUCUUGAACCUGGACAUAUUCCAGAUGCCAAAAUGUCAUCCUCUUCAAAACGAUCAGGAACUGCCAGUGUUAGGUCAUUGACUUAUGCUAGCAUGCCAGGUUCUAGAUCAAUGUCCUUCAGUUCUGGAACAAUAAUCUAUGCAGGACCAGCUAAAAUAUUUUCUUUGAACGAAAUCGAGAAAGCAACAAAUAACUUCAAUUCUUCAAGCAUAUUAGGAGAAGGUGGCUUCGGUCUUGUUUAUAAGGGUGACUUAAAUGAUGGCAGAGAGGUGGCUGUGAAGAUUCUCAAAAGGGAUGACCAGCAUGGUGACCAUGAUUUCUUUGCAGAGUCAGAGAUGCUUAGCUGCUUGCACCAUAGGAAUUUAGUUAAAUUGAUAGGUAUAUGCACAGAGAAAGAGACUCGCUGCUUAGUUUAUGAGCUUGUCCCUAAUGGCAGCGUGGAAUCCCACUUACAUGGUGUGGAUAAGGAAACCGAACCACUUGAUUGGAAUGCCCGGAUGACGAUUGCACUUGGUGCAGCUAGAGGAUUAGCCUAUCUGCAUGAAGAUUGUAAUCCAUGUGUCAUACACAGAGACUUCAAAUCCAGCAACAUCUUAUUGGAAUACGAUUUUGUACCCAAAGUUUCAGAUUUUGGCUUGGCUAGAACAACAUUGAACGAGGGGAACAAGCCCAUUUCAACUCAUGUAAUUGGUACAUUUGGCUACGUAGCUCCUGAAUAUGCAAUGACAGGACAUCUUCUUGUCAAAAGUGAUGUUUACAGCUAUGGAGUUGUACUCCUUGAGCUGUUAAGUGGAAGAAAGCCUGUGGAUUUGUCACAGCCACCAGGCCAAGAAAACCUUGUUGCUUGGGCUCGUCCACUUCUUACAAGUAAGGAGGGUUUGCAGAAGAUCAUAGACCCAAUUAUGAAGGACAGUGUUUCCAUUGAUACCAUUGUAAAGGUUGCAGCAAUUGCAUCCAUGUGCGUGCAAUCAGAAGUCACUCAGCGUCCUUUUAUGGGUGAAGUUGUUCAGGCCUUGACAUUGGUAUGCAGUGAGUUUGAGGAAACAAGAGUUCUGUAAGACCGUAAAGUCUUCUAGAAGAUGACCCUGUAAUUGGUCUUGUAAUCAGUUUUCCAGGUGAGACAGUGGGCUUUCAGAGUGCAACAGAACCUUGCUUCAGCCUAGUUAUCAACCUGGUUGAGAACCAAGGUAGCACUACUGUCAUCAUAAGUAAUGCUCACAAGGGGCAAGAAUUUGAAUCAUCGGGGUUGCUUGUGUAUAGGGGACAGAAAUUUCAACCAAAUUCCCAUUAAACUUUCUCAAAACAAAUUUUAAUGACAAUGCAAAUUUGUUCGUCGUUACUUACUAUAAUGGGAUUGGAAGCUGAUGUCACA